This is a messenger RNA of Triticum turgidum subsp. durum (durum wheat), 810 nucleotides long. The record is from the annotation of a GenBank genome assembly. NCBI's taxonomy places the organism in Eukaryota, Viridiplantae, Streptophyta, Magnoliopsida, Poales, Poaceae.
AUGUUGCUAAUGACCUAUGUAUUCUUAUGGCAUCACCAGGUGUUCAAUUGGCUGAAUCGGAAGAUGCAUUCCAAUGCGGAGUACUGCACCAUUGAUGAUAAUAAGGCCAUGGAGAAGGAAGACUCUGUGCACGGGAGUGUGGCUGAGCAAGACACUGAAGCCCUGCUGCUCCGUGAUGUGCUUCUUAAUGGCAUACUUGCGAUUGGCACGCUUGGCCACAACGUGAACUCCCUUUGCCCUGAGGCCCGCCAUGAACAAGAUGAGUUCAUCGUCAUGGAUGAAGAAAAGGUGGACCAAGAAAAGUGCGAAGAGGAAAAGUGUGAGGACAAAGAAGAGGCAUUCGCUACAGCACCAAGUGCACCAGAACCUGCUACCGAACCUGCCAAGAUGCAUUCAUCGUCGAUGAAAGAAUACAACUUCACGUGUUCUGUAAAGGAAGAAAUCCUGAUGUGUGAAGUUGAAGUGGAGGAUGUCGCUAAAAUCCAGGAACAACCACUUCUGAUGGUAGAGAAGGUGGAAAAAGUGAGAACUACACUUGCUGAUCUAUUUGCAGCCGAAGCAUUCUCACCAAGCGAUACAGGGAAGGAGAGUCACCAGAAGACUGUCAUUAUUGCUGGGGCAUCCACUUCAAAACCUACAUUGUGCAUGGAAAAGACACAUAAAAAGAAGCCAAUAAAGCCAAUGCCAGAUCCUCUGAAGGCUACGAGAAAAUUAAGUCGAGUCGUGAAGAAGAUGCUGGGGAAGAAGAUCCACCCAGAGCAGCUCAGUGGACGUUGUAAUGCAGAGGAACCUCCUCUGCUUGGUGCGUAG